AUGGGAACAAGUUUGACGGAUCAGUUCAGGGAGCAGCUCCAUAGAUGGAUAGACGUCAACCAUCGCAUGCGCUUCAUUCUACUGUUUAAAGCUUCACGUGACGGCUGUGUGGCCACCACCUUUCACACUUUCUGUAACAACAAGGGACCUACCAUAACCAUCUUGUACAACACUAACGGCUCGGUGUUCGGAGGGUAUACCUCCACAAGUUGGCAUUCCAACAACACCUACUCAGCAGACGACAAGGCAUUCCUUUUUCGACUUAGACACAAUGGGAACUGCCAGCCACAAAAAUUCUCCAAAAUGCCUAGCGCUGAAAGUGCUAUUUAUGGGCAUGCUAAUUAUGGACCAACGUUUGGAGGAAGCAAUGGACAUGAUCUUAGAACAUUUACCGGCAUUAUCAAUAAAAAUGGUAACUUCUUUCCAUUAAAUGGUACUACAAGCCUAGGUAGUUACUACGAUAUGCAGGGACAAAGUUAUAACUCUGUGAUGAACGGACACAUGCAGGUAUUGGAUUUGGAGGUCUACGGUGUGGAAGAGUUGAAGAUGCUACAGAGACCCUGGGUGCGAAAUGUUGAAUGGAAUGCCAGAUUUAUGAAGGAGCUGAAGGAGUCCAUUGAAACAUAUAAACCCCUGCCUGGACUAGGUCUACAACAAACCAGAAUAUUGAUGGUAGGGCAGGUCGGUUCGGGAAAAUCAAGUUUCUUCAAUACCAUCAACUCCAUUUUCCGGGGACACAUAAGUGGUCAGGCAAACGCCGGAAGUGCUGAACAUAGCCUCACCACAACAUACCGUAUGUAUCAAGUACGGGACGGGUACGCAGGAAGACCUCUCAACUUCCGACUGUGUGACACACGCGGUUUAGAAGAGGAACAGGGGUUGGAUGAUCACGAGAUAUGUUAUCUUUUAGAUGGGCAUGUUCCAGACAGAUUUCAGUUUAACCCAGCCGUACCUUUAUCUCCAGAGGUCAUGGGUUUCGUUAAGGGCCCAGGUUUAGGAGACCGAAUCCAUUGUGUUGCAUUUGUGGUUGACAGUAGCACGGUUGACGUUAUUUCCGAGAAGGUUCUUGAGAGAAUAAAGAACAUGCAAACAAAAAUGAAUCAACGAUCCAUUCCACAAGUGGUAUUACUGACCAAGAUCGAUCGGAUUUGUGAGUUAGUGACUGACGAAAUAAGUGAUGUGUUCGUUAGUCCCACUGUCAAGGAAUGUGUGGACAGGGUUGCUAUGGUGAUGGGACUACCGAGGUCACACAUACUUCCGAUCAAAAACUAUGAAUGUGAAGUGGAGCUGGACCAGAACGUUAACAUUUUGUCCCUCCUUUGUCUCCGACAGGUCCUUCAUUUCUCUGACGACUACCUGUAUAAUCAGCUGGACCAAAUAGAGACUGAAAAAGCAGCUCUAACACAAAUGAAAGAGUGA
This is a messenger RNA of Ylistrum balloti, 1419 nucleotides long. Its product is annotated as interferon-induced protein 44-like. The coding region runs from base 1 to 1419 and encodes 472 amino acids. The record is from RefSeq and is a predicted model, not a curated record. The transcript has 7 exons. Lineage: Eukaryota; Metazoa; Mollusca; Bivalvia; Pectinida; Pectinidae.